This is a messenger RNA of Fukomys damarensis (Damara mole-rat), 586 nucleotides long. It is a transcript of the gene Cystm1, whose product is annotated as cysteine rich transmembrane module containing 1. The record is from RefSeq and is a predicted model, not a curated record. NCBI's taxonomy places the organism in Eukaryota, Metazoa, Chordata, Mammalia, Rodentia, Bathyergidae. Bases 16 to 489 code for a protein of 157 amino acids. The transcript is spliced from 4 exons. Gene Ontology annotation, cellular component: extracellular exosome.
CACGUGGGCACACGCAUGCAUGUGUAUGGAUUUACUGCUGGGAGCUGUCAGACAAGGCCCUGCAGCCCACCCUUGGAGACUCUUCCUGAAGCUGAAGAUGAAAGAGGGUCUGCAUUCAGGCAGUCCUCUGGGUUUUGCAGAGGACCUCUAACAUUGUAUAACUCCUUGCAUCCUCUGGACCCACUGAAGUCUAUGAUGAACCCAGAGAACCCUCCACCAUAUCCAGGCCCAGGCCCAACAGCCCCAUACCCACCUUAUCCACAACCAGCAAUGGGGCCUACAGGGGGGCCCUACCCACCUCCUCAGGGGUACCCCUACCAAGGAUACCCACAGUAUGGCUGGCAAGGUGGACCUCAAGAGCCUCCUAAGACCACAGUGUACGUAGUGGAACGGGAAAGGAAGACGGAGCCGAACAGCGGGUGUGAGGCAGUCCUGGCCGCAUGCUGGGCGGCGCUGUGCUGCUGUUGCCUCCUGGACAGCUUGGACUGAGCAGCCAAGAAGCAGUGUAUGUGGUAGAAGACCAAAGAAGAGACGACCUGGGCCCAUCCACCUGCCUCACGGCCUGCUGGACUGCUCUCUGUUGCUG